GGAGAGUCAGACCUGAGCGUGCAAGCAGGGAAGCAGAGAACCGCACUGAGCAACAACACCACACGCCCCCCUCCCCGUCAUGUCUGCAACACAUUUCAACAGGGGCCCAGCCUACGGCAUGUCAGCUGAAGUCAAGAGUAAGCUAGCACAGAAAUAUGAUCCCCAGCGGGAACUUGAAUUGCGACAAUGGAUUGAGGAAGCAACAGGGAAGCGCAUUGGAGACAACUUCAUGGAAAGUCUGAAAGAUGGAGUCAUCCUGUGCGAACUUAUCAACAAACUCCAACCUGGAUCUGUAAGGAAAGUGAAUGAGUCCACCCAGAAUUGGCAUCAGCUGGAAAACAUUGGCAACUUUAUUAAGGCUAUCACAAGAUACGGAGUGAAACCCCAUGACAUUUUCGAAGCAAAUGAUCUCUUUGAAAAUACAAACUACACCCAGGUCCAAUCAACCCUGAUCGCUUUAGCUAGCAUGGCAAAGACAAAAGGCAACAGGGUGAAUUUUGGAGUUAAAUAUGCCGAAAAACAACAGCGGAGAUUCCUGCCUGAAAAACUGAAAGAAGGAAGGAACAUCAUUGGAUUGCAGAUGGGCACCAACAAGUUUGCCAGCCAGCAAGGUAUGACAGCAUAUGGCACACGUCGACACCUCUAUGAUCCAAAGUUGGGUACAGACCAACCUCUAGAUCAGGCCACUAUCAGUCUACAGAUGGGAACCAACAAGGGGGCGAGCCAGGCGGGCAUGACAGCUCCUGGAACCAAGAGACAAAUCUUCGAGCCCACCCUUGGCAUGGAGCACUGCGACACCCAGAACAUCUCCCUGCAAAUGGGCAGCAACAAGGGAGCCUCACAGCAAGGCAUGACUGUCUAUGGGCUGCCGCGGCAAGUCUACGACUCCAAGUAUUGUCUCACGCCCACCUAUGCUGCAAUUGGAGAUGAUGAAGACCAAUAUAACCACAGCCAUCAUAACUUCUACAACUCUGAAUAGCCAGGAGGAGCUGUGGGACAGAUAAUAAGAGACACCAGCACUGCAAGGAACUUCCUAAAAGAUCCAUCGUCAUGUGAUUAUUUUAUCCCGGGAAUUUAAGAAGAUUCAGACAGUUCCCUAAAUUGCUAACCAGCUCACUAAAGACUCCUUAAUACAUGCCAGAGCCAGGCGUCCCCCUCACUGAGUGUUAAAGCUUCACCCUGAUCUCUUUCACGCUUUGACUUAGCAACUCCUGUCACUGCUUUUGAGCAUGCACUAAUAUGGCUCAAAACUCUCAGGAUGAAAGAACAAGUAAUAAAACCAGUCGGUUGAGAGAAGUAGAAACGAAAGAAUGAGUCCUCUUAACUUGGCUUCUCAACUGACAAAAAGCCCUGGCAGCUGUCAAUCAUUUCUCUCAGUGCCAGCUGCUGCUAACGUUUUGCAACAAUGCAGAGGCAGGCAAUGAAGAUACCUGUAAAAUUGUUAGGUGCUGCAACAAUUUUGUAUUCAUUAAUUACACAAAUCGCUUCAGGGCAAGCUGUAUUUUCUGAUCGGCUUAGAUAUAAAAUAUCAAGUUCUCCAUAUGCUAACUUCCCAUUGCUUCUGUUUCCUGAAACGCACAAAAUUUGUGCAAGGGCAGUGGCAACCUGAGCCAGCCACUAACUUCUUGGAAAGCAAAAGCUUGUGGUGGAAAAUGUGUAUGGGUGGAGAGUGAUUUGCAGGAGCUGGUCACACCAGCCAAGCAACAUCACUAGACUGGUGACACAUAUAAAUAUGUCUUUAAGAUCAGUAGGUGGCCAAUGUCAAAGUCAUUUGGAAAGGAUGGUGCGAAAAGGGAGGUGCGAAGUUAAACCAAGCACCUCUGCAAUUUCAGGGAGAAACUCUCUGGAAACUGAACAGCCAGUUGCCCCAAGAAUACAAAACUUUCCUGCAAAACAACCCAACGCUUUUUAAUUCUUUGUUUGGUCAUAUAACAAGCAGGUUCCUGCAUAAACCUGAUUGUGUAUUACAUGGAUAGGAAUGUCUUGGCAAUUUACAACUGUUUCUUUGCAUUUGCCUUACUUAUUUUUCAUUAUUCAGCAUGCCAGUACAGUAUCUCUGAUCUUAUUUGUUCCAUUCAUUCCGAUGUACGUAUUUAAUUUGCAGUAAAUAACAGACGUUUGUGUAUUUGCAUGCAAUCUAAAAAUGUAAAGGCAUGGGAAAUUAGGUAGGUUAUACAGCAGUGUUUCUCAACCUUGGCCCACCUGAAGAUGCGUAGACUUCAACUC
Molecule: messenger RNA, 2226 nt
Organism: Thamnophis elegans (Western terrestrial garter snake)
Lineage: Eukaryota; Metazoa; Chordata; Lepidosauria; Squamata; Natricidae
Gene: CNN1
Product: calponin 1
Exons: 7
Coding region: 80-979 (299 amino acids)
Biological process (GO): actomyosin structure organization
Molecular function (GO): actin binding
Source: RefSeq, a predicted model, not a curated record